AUGACUUCACUAUCUCCAAUUGGUGCUACAGGUGUAAAAAGCAGAUUCUACUCCUACCAAAAAUACUCAACACCACAAUCAGACAAUAUUAAGGAUGCUUUCGCAGAAGAUUUGCAGGAGAGUUUACAACAUACCGUGGAGAUCAACCACAACCUUAACAUGAGUAAAUGUAAAGACAAACACUUGACUAAAGUAGAAGCCACCAACAGUCUACACAACAAGCCAUCAUCUUUUCACCCGUUACAAAAUAGCACCGAAACCAAGUCUACUGACCUAGUGGUUGCCUCCAAGAUAUCGCGGUUUUCAAGAUUCAUCAACAAGUUUCAUCUAAGAAUAGCCAAAACCACAUGCCAAAGCAAGAAAUUCAAUACGGUAACAGGGGCAGAUAUGACACCACAUAUCACCGAAAAGCACCCGACUUCUACCUGGAGAAGAAGAUUCUCGAAACAUCAUACUUCCAUGUUUUACCCGAGCGACAACGGACUGCUUCCACUAAGAUUAGCCUCGGAAAACGUAACUAACACCAAACUUUGUGGUAUAUUUUCACCACCUGUUCCAGAGCCCAUGAAGACUAUAGACUCGCUCAAGGACGACCUAAUCAAGAGAAGUGCCGAGUCUCCUCCGGUUCAGAACUUGUUUGAUUUUGAUUCCUUUUACAAUGACAAGUUUUUCACAACUGGUGUAAGAAGGCCAAUUACUUAUGAUAAUUCACAGAUAACCGAUGAAACUAUAGUAGCAUAG
This is a messenger RNA of Lodderomyces theae, 741 nucleotides long. RefSeq lists its product as uncharacterized. Bases 1 to 741 code for a protein of 246 amino acids. The record is from RefSeq and is a predicted model, not a curated record. The transcript has a single exon. NCBI's taxonomy places the organism in Eukaryota, Fungi, Ascomycota, Pichiomycetes, Serinales, Debaryomycetaceae.